Molecule: messenger RNA, 2242 nt
Organism: Pundamilia nyererei
Lineage: Eukaryota; Metazoa; Chordata; Actinopteri; Cichliformes; Cichlidae
Gene: map2k4a
Product: mitogen-activated protein kinase kinase 4a
Exons: 13
Coding region: 325-1611 (428 amino acids)
Biological process (GO): MAPK cascade; protein phosphorylation
Molecular function (GO): JUN kinase kinase activity; ATP binding
Source: RefSeq, a predicted model, not a curated record
UUUCAUGUUGGCACUGUUGGCCCCCCAUACAGUGGGUGUUGACAUGUCCGUGUCAUUUGGUCAGCUGAUUGCGGGUCGUAAAGCCUCUGGGAUAGCCAGUUUAGUUAGCCUAGCUUGGCUGUAUGUUUGUUUUUUUUAACGUUGGUACAAAGGUGGCCUUUAACGUAGCCCUGACAUUUUAAAAAGCUGUAGCAAUUUACGGCAUUUCAAGCGCCGCUGCCUGCCUUUUUUUGCGGCUGUUAGCCUAGCAACGGUUAGAGUGGCCGUGGGGAAGGGAGUGAAGUUGCUCUCCGAGUCUCUGCAUUGCAGCUCCGGGUGCUGCUGAUGGAAUUCAAACACACAACAAUGGCGACUCCCAGCCCUAACAACUCAACAACACCCAGCAGCAACAACGCAGGAGUACACCAGCAACACCAGUCCCAGUCCCAGCACAUUACCACCAUGAGCAGCAUGCAGGAGUCCAACACCUGCUGGAGAUGUCAGAGUGAAACAGGGUUUCAGAUAAACCUGUCUGGAGCUCCCCCAAGUAAACGUAAAGCCCUGAAGCUGAACUUUGCCAAUCCUCCCAUCAAACCCAUGACUAGAUUCACACUGAACACGGCCGGGCCGCCCUUCCAGAACCCUCACAUAGAGAGGCUGAGGACACACAGCAUCGAGUCCUCGGGAAAAUUGAAGAUCUCCCCAGAGCAGCACUGGGACUUCACAGCCGAAGAUCUCAAAGAUCUGGGCGAGAUCGGCCGAGGAGCUUACGGCUCCGUCAACAAGAUGGUGCACAAGCCGAGUAACCAGAUCAUGGCGGUCAAGAGGAUUCGAUCAACAGUUGAUGAGAGAGAACAGAAGCAGCUGUUGAUGGACUUGGACGUGGUUAUGAGAAGUAGUGAUUGUCCUUACAUCGUGCAGUUUUAUGGUGCUCUGUUCAGAGAGGGGGACUGCUGGAUUUGUAUGGAACUUAUGGCUACCUCGUUAGACAAAUUUUACAAGUUUGUAUAUGGCUCAUUAGAUGAUGUGAUUCCAGAAGAAAUAUUAGGAAAAAUAACUUUAGCUACUGUGAAGGCACUUAACCACUUAAAAGAAAACUUGAAAAUUAUACACAGAGACAUUAAGCCGUCAAACAUCCUCCUGGACAGGAACGGCAACAUAAAGCUGUGUGACUUUGGCAUCAGCGGUCAGCUGGUGGACUCCAUCGCCAAAACCAGAGAUGCCGGUUGCAGACCGUACAUGGCGCCGGAGAGAAUAGACCCCAGCGCGUCCCGGCAAGGUUACGAUGUCCGCUCAGAUGUCUGGAGUUUGGGAAUCACACUGUAUGAGCUGGCCACGGGACGGUUUCCCUACCCAAAGUGGAACAGUGUGUUUGAUCAGCUGACCCAAGUGGUGAGAGGAGACCCGCCGCAACUCAGCAACUCGGAGGAGAGGCGCUUCUCCCCCAAAUUCAUCGCCUUUGUCAAUGUGUGCCUUACAAAGGAUGAAUCAAAAAGGCCAAAGUACAAAGAGCUGCUGAGAGAUCCGUUCAUUCAGAUGUACGAGGAGCGCUCGGUCGACGUAGCCGGUUACGUCUGCAGGAUCAUGGAUCAGAUGCCGGCCUCUCCCAGCUCCCCCAUGUAUAUGGACUGAUAGCAAGAUGAAACAGGAACUCAUCCAUAAAUAUAAACCACUCUGCAAUGACAGCAUCAAAAAGAGAUAACUAAGUAAUUAAAAAAAAAAAAGUCCUUGUGUAAAUUUGCUCGGUCCCAUUAUUGCAGUGUUAAAAAGAGAAUUGUAAAGCCUAAAAAAAAAAAGAAAAAAAAAGCACCACGUGCAGUAAAAGUGGUGUCCUUUCAGUCAUUUCUGUAUAUUAACACACUUCUGUUUCUUUCUUGUUCACAAACGCACAGACGCACAGUCACCUAAAUAUUAAUAGCAGCUGAAUCAAUCAAUCAUGACUCAUCCUGAUCAGGAUACAUCUCAGUGAUUUAGUAACAGUGAUUUUAAAGAGAGGAGAAAAAAAAACCCCUGGAACUUGUAUUUAUAGAACCAAAAAUCGUGGAGACUCUUCGACAUACUGGAAUUAUGCUCUUUGUGAAAUGUUCCCACCUCUUCAUGUAACGAAAGCAUCGUGUUUGGUAUCUUAAUGGAACUGUGCUUCUCUGGGUAUAAAGCAGUUUAAAAGUGUUGGUAGUCAGUCAUGUUGGACCCGCAGUCCACUCAGUGCUCGCUGUGCAGUGGACUCUAAGCUGAUUUAUGAAUAAAGAGAGAGAAGGUUAAA